GAUGAAAAUUGUCAAAUAUAGUAUGCUUACAUUACUUAUAUUAUGAUUUUAUGGUUUAGUAAAUCACACUCGCCUGUCCUCAGAAACUGUCAGUAGAAGGGGCAAAAUGUAUAGGUUGAAUUCUCUCUUUCAAUUUGUAUUUCUGGUUGACUACCCACUCCCUUUGUCCCAAGUUAUAGGUUGUUUUGGCUUUUUUAGGUACAUAGCUUUUGCUAUGCACCUAGAUAUAUGCUGUGUCAAUCUAGGUGUAAGUAGCUGCAGCUGCAGUUGGAAAGAAGCAAAGUCCAUACGCCCUGAACGAUGACCUUAGUUGUUGCAGCUGUAUUUGUCUCGGUUCAGACUUCAGCGCAGUAGAAACUUCUAACUGGCUGCGCUAGCUCCUGUAGCUGCUGUCGCAGCUGCAGCCGCAGCCUGCGGCAGCAAGCUCUACUGAGCGCUCUUGAUGGGGCAUGAGUUUUGAUCUUUGUGGUGGGGUUGACUAUUCUGUACUUAGCCGACCAUUACUUUACUUUCAAGAUGUUAAAUAGCUAAACUUCAUGGUACAAAUAUCUGUUGUCAAUUUCCUCAAUGCAUUUCAGAUUAUCAAACUAAUUACCUUCACAACGAGCGGAGGUGCUUAUCUAAACUUCACGGGCAAUGAAUUUGCACAUCCAAAAAGAGUUGAAUUUCCUAUGUCAAGCAAUGACUAUUCCUUCCGGUUAGCGAAUCGGCAAUGGGAACUAUUGGACAAGGGUUUUCACAAACAUUUCUUUGACUUUGACAAGGAUGUUAUGAGCUUGGAUGAAAAUGAAAGGAUAAUUUCCAAAGGUUCACCCAGUAUUCAUCACUGUGAUGACACGAGCAUGGUCAUAUGUUUCACAAGGGGGCCUUUUCUUUUCGUAUUUAAUUUCAAUCCUGAAGUCUCCCAUCAGUCAUAUCAUGUUGGUGUGGAUGAAGCCGGGGAAUAUCAACUCAUCUUGAACACGGAUGAAACUAAAUAUGGUGGACGGGGAGAGCUCAAGAGUAGUCAAUAUGUGAGGAGGACCUGUGACAAAAGGGUUGACGGUUGCCGCAACUCCUUGGAAUUGUCAUUAUCACUUAGAAGUGCUCAGGUGGGUACAUAUGCUAGUCCUUUGUAG
Molecule: messenger RNA, 1118 nt
Organism: Panicum virgatum (switchgrass)
Lineage: Eukaryota; Viridiplantae; Streptophyta; Magnoliopsida; Poales; Poaceae
Product: 1,4-alpha-glucan-branching enzyme 3, chloroplastic/amyloplastic-like
Exons: 6
Coding region: 537-1118 (193 amino acids)
Biological process (GO): carbohydrate metabolic process
Cellular component (GO): cytoplasm
Molecular function (GO): 1,4-alpha-glucan branching enzyme activity; cation binding
Source: RefSeq, a predicted model, not a curated record